AUGGCGACAUUACGCAGUGCCACAAGCGCAGAUGUAGAGGCCUUACGCGCGGCACUGGCUCAGACUAAAGCCUACACUUUCGGACCAGAUGACGACGGAUAUGCUGCGACUAUCAAGCGAUGGAGUCGAGCAGCGGAGAAACCUGCAGGAGUAUCGAUACAGCCUACCACAGCUGAGGAGGUGUCCAUCACGCUCAAGUAUGCAUCGCAGAACGGGAUCGAUGUUGCAGUGAAGGGUGGUGGCCACUCAACAGCAGGCGCGAGCAGCACGGAUGGUGGAAUCAAUAUCGAUCUCGCCCGCAUGCGAAAUGUACGCGUCGAUCCAGAGAAGAAGUUGCUCUAUGUCGAAGGCGGCGCUCUCUGGCAUCAUGUCGAUUCGGCUGCUUGGGAACACGGCCUAGCAACUGUAGGCGGCACCGUUGCUGAUACAGGAGUCGGAGGACUAUUGCUUGGUGGAGGCUACGGGCACCUCAGCGGAAAGUAUGGCCUUACAAUCGAUAAUGUUGUCAGCAUCACGACCGUUCUCGCCAAUGGCGAUAUUGUCAAGGCCAGUGAGACCGAGUGUCCGGAUCUCUUCUGGGCAUUGCGAGGCGCCGGACAGAAUUUUGGUGUUGCUACAGAGUUCGUGCUCAAAGCAUAUCCCCAAGGAGAAGCCUAUGCAGGCAUGCUACUAUUUCCGACAACACCUGAAAUUGUUGAGAAGGUCGUCAGCGCCCUGAAUGAUCUGUUCAAGGUCAGAGAAACUGUCAAUGGCCCUAAGACCAAAGCAGGAGGGCGGCUCGGAUCUCUCCUCGCAAUCGCGAAGCCGCCACCAGCUGGUGGCCACACCAUGCUGCUUCUUCUGGUUGCCGCACCAAGUAUUGCCAAUGAGGGUGAAGGUAGAGAACUGCUCAAGCCGUUCCUAGAUAUUGGCCCAGUCGUCAACACCGUGGCUAUGUCGCCAUACCCAAAGGUUAACAAUCUUGUACCUACGGAAAGUGGCUUCCGCAGCAGCAUGAAAGGCGCAGCUUUCUUCGCACCACUUCGACCAAGAUUCGUCCUCGAAGUCGCUGCUUCGUUUGAAAAGUUUGUCGCCGACGUUCCCGAUGCUGCCGCAGGCCUUGUGGCAUUUGAGUUCUAUGAUGCGAUUAAAGUGAAUGAGUUCGAUAACGGCAGCUUUGCAAACAGAGGCUACCAUCUAAAUGGUCUGGUCAUGCCGAGCUGGAAAGAUAAAGCCAACGAUGCAAUCUGUCGACAAUGGGCGCGGGACGUCUCGAAUUUGUUCAAAGCAGAGCUGGCGAGACAAGAUCAAGAGACAAACAAGGGCGUGGAGAGUGCCAGCCGACGAGGCAAGAAGGGGGCGACAAUGCUGUAUGGCAAUUACGAUCAAUACGACGAGAUCUCCAAGGAUGUCUUUGGUGAUCACUAUGAACAGCUCCAGAGCAUCAAGGCGAAAUAUGAUCCGAAGAAUAUGUUCAAUAAGCUUUUUGCGAUAACACCAGCUCAUAAAAAUUGA
This is a messenger RNA of Cercospora beticola, 1494 nucleotides long. RefSeq names its product FAD-binding oxidoreductase. The record is from RefSeq and is a predicted model, not a curated record. NCBI's taxonomy places the organism in Eukaryota, Fungi, Ascomycota, Dothideomycetes, Mycosphaerellales, Mycosphaerellaceae. Gene Ontology annotation, molecular function: oxidoreductase activity; FAD binding.